AGGAUAAUUAAUGUAGCAGGUUGGGAGGAAUACGUUAAGGUUAGGAAAUCGGUUAGGGUUAGCUAGAAUGCACCAAAACAACUUUUGACGUCAAUUCGACAAAAGCAAUAUACAAUGGUUGGUUCCACCCCCACGUGUAAUACUGUUUCGUCAGACGCUCCCUACACUGUAGGCUGGACAAUUGAAAGAGUCAAAAUUCACCCAAGCCAGUGACGUUUCUGAAUUUGUGAAUAAAUACUCGAGCGCCACGAAGGAAAGAUCGUGAAUGCAUGACAUGAACUGAUUGAGGAGAAGUUGCUGGAGGACACGAUAAAUUCAUUAAUAAAAGCCACAUAAUUUAGCUACCUACCGCAUUAUUUUAUUUGCCAAACGAAGAACACUAACAAUGAUGAACGGACAAAUUAACGGUUUUCAUAACUCCCUUAUUGACGAGGACUGCUUCCUAUUCACAUCGGAGUCGGUAGGAGAAGGACACCCUGAUAAGAUUUGCGACCAAAUCAGUGAUGCAGUGCUUGAUGCCCAUCUCAAACAGGAUCCUGAUGCCAAAGUUGCUUGUGAGACUGUUGCUAAGACUGGGAUGAUCCUGCUGGCAGGUGAGGUGACAUCGCGUGCUACAGUGGACUAUCAGAAGGUUGUUCGUGACACCAUCCGCCACAUUGGAUACGAUGACUCCUCCAAAGGUUUUGACUAUAAGACCUGCAAUGUGCUGGUGGCCCUAGAGCAGCAAUCUCCAGACAUUGCCCAGGGUGUUCACAUUGACCGUAAUGAGGAGGACAUAGGGGCAGGGGACCAGGGCCUGAUGUUUGGUUAUGCUACUGAUGAGACUGAGGAGUGCAUGCCCCUCACUAUUAUGCUCGCUCACAAGCUCAAUGCUAAAAUGGCUGAACUGCGUCGCAAUGGCACCCUGCCCUGGCUCCGGCCUGACUCCAAGACCCAGGUGACAGUUCAGUACCGCCAGGACCGUGGCGCCAUGCUGCCAGUGCGUGUCCACACCAUUGUGGUCUCUGUGCAGCAUGAUGAGGACAUCUGCCUGGAUGAGAUGCGUGAUGCUCUGAAGGAGAAGGUCGUCAAGGCUGUGGUGCCCUGCAUUUACCUGGAUGAUGACACCAUCUAUCACAUGCAGCCCAGUGGACGCUUUGUCAUCGGAGGCCCACAGGGUGACGCUGGCCUGACGGGCCGUAAGAUCAUUGUUGACACUUAUGGAGGCUGGGGAGCCCAUGGUGGAGGAGCCUUCUCAGGGAAGGACUACACUAAGGUGGACCGCUCUGCUGCCUAUGCUGCCCGCUGGGUGGCCAAGUCUCUGGUUAAGGCAGAGCUGUGCAAGAGGGUCCUGGUUCAGGUUGCUUAUGCCAUCGGAGUGGCACACCCCCUCUCAAUCUCCAUUUUCCACUAUGGCACAUCCCAGAAGAGUGAGCGGGAGCUGCUGGACAUCGUCAAGAAGAACUUUGACCUUCGUCCUGGUGUCAUUGUCAGGGAGCUGGAGCUGAAGAAGCCAAUGUAUCAGAGGACUGCUGCCUAUGGCCACUUUGGCCGGGAAUCCUUCCCAUGGGAGGUGCCCAAAAAGCUCAAAUACUAAACCUGUCAAGCUUUUCCCCCCAGGCCUGUUGGUGUAUACUACAGAGAAGCCUGCAUGGUCUUGGGGUGAAAGGCCCUUUAAACCCCCUUCCCUCUUAAUGGCAUAUUAAAACCUGAUCUACCCCUCCACCUUCCCUCAAAAUGCACCCUAACC
This is a messenger RNA of Oncorhynchus gorbuscha (pink salmon), 1729 nucleotides long. RefSeq names its product S-adenosylmethionine synthase. Gene Ontology annotation, biological process: S-adenosylmethionine biosynthetic process. NCBI's taxonomy places the organism in Eukaryota, Metazoa, Chordata, Actinopteri, Salmoniformes, Salmonidae. The coding region runs from base 386 to 1576 and encodes 396 amino acids. Gene Ontology annotation, molecular function: methionine adenosyltransferase activity; ATP binding. Gene Ontology annotation, cellular component: methionine adenosyltransferase complex; cytosol. The record is from RefSeq and is a predicted model, not a curated record. The transcript is spliced from 8 exons.